This is a messenger RNA of Fusarium mangiferae, 381 nucleotides long. RefSeq lists its product as uncharacterized. The transcript has 2 exons. Bases 1 to 381 code for a protein of 126 amino acids. The record is from RefSeq and is a predicted model, not a curated record. NCBI's taxonomy places the organism in Eukaryota, Fungi, Ascomycota, Sordariomycetes, Hypocreales, Nectriaceae.
AUGCCGUCUUAUGGCGGUGAGGCAUUUUCACUGCUCGUGUAUGCAAGGCCGAUCACAGGCUACUUCCUUUCAGGAAUUAUAGCCAUUGGCGCAGCAGCUGGCGCGACAUACGUAGGCCUCGUUUCGCCCACGCCGCGGGACAUUGCGGCCAAUGCAGCCCUGCCGAUCUUCCGUGUCGAUGGUCAAAGCAUCAAUUGGCACGACGGCAUGGCCUCUCAUGGCUUCGGCUGGAAUCGUACCGCCGCCGACCCGGCCGUCGUGGAAUGGCAGCACAACCAUACUGCCCCGGUACAGACGUACUACACCUUCGCGCAGGGGGAAAAGCUCUAUCUCCGACAUGACACGGGGCUGGAUCUUGCCAUUGGCGACGGCAAGAAGUGA